Messenger RNA from Drosophila subobscura, 4184 nucleotides. RefSeq names its product ubiquitin carboxyl-terminal hydrolase 35 (gene DUBAI). Gene Ontology annotation, biological process: protein deubiquitination. Bases 668 to 3205 code for a protein of 845 amino acids. Lineage: Eukaryota; Metazoa; Arthropoda; Insecta; Diptera; Drosophilidae. Gene Ontology annotation, molecular function: cysteine-type endopeptidase activity; cysteine-type deubiquitinase activity. The transcript has 4 exons. Gene Ontology annotation, cellular component: cytosol; nucleus. The record is from RefSeq and is a predicted model, not a curated record.
UGACCUUUUUUUUGUUAACGACGACGACAUAAAUAAAAAAAUAUCACAAAGAAUUCGCUGAAAAAUAAUCAAAAUUGCAGUGAAAAACGGGAGAAGUAGCGUCGCAAACUAUUGUGCCGUUCAGACAACGUGUGACAAGCGAAUUCGGAGAAAAAACAAUUGGGGAACAGUGACAGGCCGCAAACAAAAGCAGCGAAGCGAGUGCGUCUUUCAGCCACUUCACUCGGAUGUGGCACGGUCUACAAAAUUUCUUGUGCAUCCAUCACCUUCUGUGGCAGCCGCCGUCGGACAGCAGAGACAGUGACAGUGACAAUUUCUGCGACGUUGAAGUUGGAAGCUCAUAAAGCGCAGACGACAUAUUUGUCCGUCGAAUGCGUUGCUCCGCCGAUUGCUGAUUUGCUGCGGACUGUGCUCUUGGCAACUCGAUGUGUGCUUGUUGCGGUUGAAAGGUCACUCAGUAACAACGACACGUAACGCCGAGAGGUUCAAGGACACGCGGCGCAGCCGUCGCGCAGAGUGUCGUCGGCCUCGAAACAGCCGCAGCGCCCGCGAAAAGCGGAAGCCGAAGCCCCACGCCCGCUGGAGGCUGAGAAGUUGCUUCAGGCAUUCGAAUCGGGUAUCCCUCUGGACAAAGGUCCAAACAAGGUUCCAGUUUACAGCCGCGGCCAUGGCUGUCAAGCAGAACAACAGCGAGCCCAACGACGCCACCGAUGGGGUCAACUCUGCCUCCGGCGGUGCCUCAAAUGGCGCCAUGCCACCCAAUAGCAAGCAAUCAGCUUCCAGCAACAUAAAGGUCUCCGACGAUGGUGGCGGAGGCGCUGGCGGCGGCGCCGAAAGCAUGGACACGAAUGGCACCAGCCCCAGCGAGACAAAUGAUAAUGGCGGCCAACCACUGAACGCGGUCACAAAGCGUGACAUACAGGAGCUGCUGAGCACUCUGCAGAAUCGAGAUAAGUCGGAGCACUCGCCCAGUGUGCUGAGCUUCUACAAGCGGAUGAUCAUCGAGCUGGCUCGCAUGAAGCCAGAAGGCAGAACGAGCGAGGAUCUACUGCGCUUCAAGGAGGAGGCGAUGAAUUUAGGCGCUAUCCUUGCCACUGCAAACGAGAAGAACUACCUCAUGUACUUCCUUCGCGUCGUCUACGAUCUGAUCACAAAGUCCGGCGAGUCGGGCCCCUCCUAUGCCGUGGCCGUUGUCUUUCACCUGUUCAGCCCUCGUCUGAUCAACGAGGCCGUGCAGUCGCUGCUAGAAACGAAUGUCGAGGACACGAGCAUACGCAAGACGGUGGUCCUGCUGUGUGAAUGGGUCUGUGUGUGCAACUUCUGUCCGAACCUCAAUCUCUGGGUGAUGGCCCUGCUGACAGGGUUGCGCGAUCAGGGCAAGCAUGUGCUCCUUGACGACAUUGCAUUGGACUCCAUCGAGAAGCUAUUCAACGUUAUAAUGCUACCCGCCAUGCGGCCCAAGGCAGCUCCGAUUGUGUUCCACAUGCUGUCAAACAUUAAUCAGACACCCGAAAUAUUCCGCAAGAUAUUGCCCCGCAUACCCAUGGUGCUGAAUCUUCUGAAGCAGCAGUUCAACAUCACGGACGAGUUCGGCGGGGAUACGCGACAGUACAUGCAGCAGUUGGUGGACCUAACCAGUGUCCUGAUGAUGCGCUUCAACGAAAACAGCGAACUCUACGCAUCCGUCAGGGUUGCCUUGCAGAUGUACGAACCGUCACCGAAUUGCGGGGAUCUGGCGAGGGCCAUGCAGGAGAACGCCCUGCCCACGGGACGGCGCAAUGCACGGGUGGGACUGGUGAAUCUCGGCAACACCUGUUAUAUGAACAGCGUGCUCCAGGCUCUGGCCAUGACCAGCGAUUUCAGCCGCCAGAUACUGCUGCUCCAGAGCGAUUCGCUGCUGCUGCUGAAGGUGCAGCAACAGAUUGCCCUAAUGCACCAUUCGAUGCGGUGUGAGCUGACACCUUCGCGCGUGCUGAAUGCGACAAGACCGCCGGGCUUCACGCCGGGCCUGCAGCAGGACAGCUCCGAGUUCCUUGGCUAUCUGCUCGACCUGCUGCACGAGCAAGAGAUCAAGAAGGAUGGAGGCCACAGUCUGCAUGGCAAGGACGUCGAUGCCCCUGGCGAGCUGAACGAUGAGAUUCUGUCCAGCGGCGUCAUACCCUACAACAGCAAUGACCGCGAGAUCGCCGGAGGCAGCAGCGGCAGCAGCAGCACGAGUGCCAGUCACAAGCCCACUUCGACACCCACCAAAGGCACAAAUAGCUCACAGCAACAGCCACAGCAGCCAAAGAAGCCAGCGUCAACCAUUGACAAGACGUUCACCGGCAAACUGUCGACGACAUACAACUGUUUGGACUGCAGCUGGGAGAGCCACAUCGAGGAUAGUUUCCGUGAGCUGCAGCUCUCGUUUCCGGAUGACAAGGACGACUGCAGUGCCACCAACUAUUCGGUGCAAGACCUGAUCGAGUACUACUGCUCGCCGGAGAAGCUGGACGGCGAGAACCAGUACUUCUGUCCCCGCUGCAAGAAGCUCUGCGAUGCCGAUCGACGUAUCGGGGUAACAGAGGCGCCACGCAAUCUCGUCCUGACUCUCAAGCAGUUCAAGUACGAUCAGAAGUACCAUUUUCGCACCAAACUGAUGCACAAGGUGUUCCACGAUGAGAGUCUCGUGGUUAAGAUAUGCUCAUCCGAUUCGCUGCAGGAGCAGUCGGCUGUGUACUAUGAGAUGUACGCGGGAGUCGUGCAUUCGGGCUACCACAUGGACUCUGGCCAUUACUUCACAUUUGCCGCUGACCAGUCGAGGAACUGGUAUAAAUUCAACGACAACUUUGUGACCCAUUCGCAGUCCGAGGAAAUGCACAACCUCACCUCGCCCAACACCCCCUACAUACUCUUCUACAAGAUGUGCGGCCGCUCUCACGAGUCCAGCCCGACUGGCACCGAGAUGGUGUCAGUGCCCCAAGUCCCACCGCUCACACUCGAGGAGCUGCCGGGCCCACUGCGUGACUAUGUGAAGAAGGACAAUCGGCUGUACAGCGAGGAGUUGCGCUCACAGCGCUUCGCGGGCAGCAACGGUGCCAACGGCCAUGGGUUUGUGACGCGCAACGGCUAUGACGGCGACGAUGAGGAUGAUCGUGCUCCUCCGCCCUCUGGCGGUUGUGGUGGCAACGAUCUGGGCAUGAAUGUAAAUCGCUUUGUCUACUGAGGAGACAAAGCGAACGGCGGCGUGGCAGCUGGAGUCGAGUCGGGGAGGAGCAGGGAGGCAACUAGACCAGAAACAUAUACAUACAUAAUAUAUGUGUCUAAUUUAUAAUCACGCGCAUGCUAAACUUAAUGUUCUAUAUAUAUAGAUAUAUAUUCCCCCAGUACAUAUUUUGAUAUAUACCGAUGUAUAUAUCUUUGCCACAGAUGCGCUAUAACAGUUAAUGUGUGUGUUUGUGUGUGUGUGUGUGUGUGUGUGUGUGUGUGUGUGUGUGUGUAUGUGUGCGUGGAAAGCGGUAUAAGCUUCCUCGCUCCCCCUCGGUCUCUCUGGCUGCCUGCGAUUCCAUUGUUGUCCAUGUUCCUUUACCCGCCGCAGGUGCAGUCCUCCUCCAAACGAACCCUCCAUCCCCGACGGCACACACAAAACUACUAUGAAUGUACGUAAAGUAUUUCCAUUUACAAAAUUGUUAUGAUUUGUUUGUUUUUGUUAACUCAAACCUAGCUUUAGGACGAGCAUAUAUGUAUGUACAUAUGCGUAAGUGAAGAACCGAAACAUAUUAUACACAGAUAACUAUGAAAUCCAUCUGAAUUAGCCAGACAAGAAUUGUAGCAAAAGCCCCAAUAUCCAACUUCCAUCCCUGGCCACAAAAUAUGUGAAAGAAAUCAAACUGUAUGCACUUUUCCUUAGUUUUAAUGUAUCUGGAGUUGGAUUUGAGCGGUUGCUGAAGGAUUUGUAUAAAUAGUUAGGCAAAAAGUGCAUUCAAAAUCAAUCUUAAUUGUCCUUUACCCAUUUGUUCUUUGAAUUUGAAACGAAUUUGUCAUAGAUACAUGCAUACAUACAUACAUAUAUCUCCUUAAGAUCUGGUGAGCAGAGAAACCCGAUUUUAGUUUCUUUGAACAUUAUUGCAAUUCAAUUGGGAUAAUUUCAUUGACGAUAACCAAAAUCUAUACUAUACUAUAUGUUAUAAGUGUAUUAAUAAAAA